Molecule: messenger RNA, 519 nt
Organism: Pestalotiopsis fici W106-1
Lineage: Eukaryota; Fungi; Ascomycota; Sordariomycetes; Amphisphaeriales; Sporocadaceae
Exons: 1
Coding region: 1-519 (172 amino acids)
Source: RefSeq, a predicted model, not a curated record
AUGGCCGGAAUCACCCUCUACGAUGCCAGCAUCCCAGUAUUCAAAUCUGGUCUCAUCAGCCUCAAAGGCAUUCUAGCCAAAGGCAUCGCUCACUACGGAUCUGCCUCGGCCGACAUUCCAAAAGAAACAUUAAUCGAAGAUUUGAUUCCUCUGGCUAGCCAUGUCAAACUCGUCUCCAACAUUGCCAAGAAGACUUUGACUCGCAUUGCCGGAAUCCAAACCGAAGCUUGGGCCGACGAUGAAGACACGGCAGAAAAGCUCAUUGAGCGUUGCGAGCGCACUAUUGCGCUUCUUGAAAGCGUUGAUCCCAAGGAUAUUUGUGGACACGAGGGGGAUGAGGUGGAAUUCUCCGUGGGCCGCUACAACUUGAAGAUGACUUCCAAGGAAUAUGUGUUGAAAUAUGCCGUCCCCUUCUUCUUCUUUCAUUUAGAGUUGGCUUACUCCAUUUUACGCAUGAAGGGAGUGCCUCUCGGCUUUGCGGAUUACCUUUUGCCUCAUCUUGAGUCUCAUUUGGUGUAA